GCCGUAAACGCAAAUCUUCACUGGUCGGGAGAGAUAUAGAUACAGACCAUGACACUACCCUUCCUCUCAGACUCAGAUCUGAGACUGUCACUAUACGAACAAGAAGCCUUUUCCUUAUCGAACCUGGAAGAUGGCUAUCCAAUCUAAUCAUAUAUAGCCCUGAAUAAACCGAUCCUCAAACUAUUCACAUUAUUGUUAUUCUUCAAUAGAACAAUGGAAACCGAGCUUAAAGAUAUCAAUCUGGAGCCAUCCAAAUCGAAGCCCCAACCGCAACCGCAACCAGAAAGGGAACAGAAACCGGCUCCCGAUGAUGGCUCCGGCAAGGAUGACCGGCCUCUUCUCAAAUCCGACUCCAACAGAAUCUCGACGGAGAGUAUUGAAGAGCUUGAGAAGAAAUUCGCGGCAUUCGUGCGCAACGACGUGUAUGGGCCCAUGGGACGUGGCGAGCUACCGUUGGCCGAGAAGGUGCUGCUAGGGAUCGCUUUGGUGACGCUCCUUCCGUUAAGGAUCGUGCUCGCGAUGACAGUAUUGUUAUCCUAUUAUGCGGUUUGUAGGAUUUGCACGCUGUUCUCGGCUCCGAACCGGGACGAGGAGGAGGAGCAGGAGGACUUUGCGCACAUGGGAGGGUGGAGAAGGACUGUGAUUGUUUGGAGCGGGAGGUUUCUAUCUAGAACUAUGCUUUUCGUGCUUGGGUUUUAUUGGAUUAAGGAGACCUACAGGAUUCUAGAGCAGCCUCAGAAUGAUGACAAAGAUCAAUCCGAAGAACCUGAAAGACCUGGGGCAAUAAUUUCUAACCAUGUUUCAUAUUUAGAUAUUUUGUAUCACAUGUCUUCUUCUUUUUCAAGUUUUGUUGCCAAGAGAUCAGUGGCUAAACUUCCUCUUAUCGGUCUCAUCAGCAAGUGCCUUGGUUGUGUCUUUGUUCAGCGGGAGUCAAAGUCAUCUGACUUCAAGGGUGUUGCAGGUGUAGUGACUGAAAGAGUUAGAGAAGCUCAUGAGAAUAAGAAUGCUCCAAUUAUGAUGCUAUUCCCUGAAGGCACCACUACAAAUGGAGACUUCCUUCUUCCGUUCAAAACAGGUGCAUUCUUAGCAGGAGCUCCUGUGCUUCCAGUGAUUCUGAGAUAUCCGUACCAGAGAUUCAGUCCUGCCUGGGAUUCAAUAUCCGGGGUGCGCCAUGUGAUAUUUCUCCUCUGUCAAUUUGUGAAUUUCAUGGAAGUGACUCGGUUACCUGUUUACUACCCAUCACAGGAAGAGAAGGAUGAUCCAAAGGUGUAUGCUAAUAAUGUCCGACGGUUGAUGGCUCGUGAGGGUAAUUUAAUUAUGUCAGAUAUUGGACUAGCUGAGAAGCGAGUAUAUCACGCUGCUCUCAAUGGUAAUAAUAGCCUGCCUAGUGUUUUGCAUCAGAAAGACGAUUGAUAAUUUCAUGGACUCGCUCCCAAAUGAUAUCUAGUCUCAGUUGAGCUUCUUAGUUUCUGUAGGUAUUGGUCAUAAAUGACAGCCAAAACAUGGGGUGGUUCUCUCCCCCUUUUGCUAACAAAUGAUGCUGAUGUGCCAUUAUUGUCUUGUAAAUUCUCAGAAUGAGAGUUGUUCCCAUUGAAUAUACAAUUUUAAAUGUGAUGGCGAAACUUUGUCGAACCAUCUGAUUUAAGAGCUCCUGGGAUUUUAUUCAUUGGUGUUGUACAUGCAUUCUUAACGAGUUUAUUGAAUGCCCUGAAACCUUUUAGAUAGAA
Jatropha curcas is the source of this 1727-nucleotide messenger RNA. Its product is annotated as Phospholipid/glycerol acyltransferase family protein. Gene Ontology annotation, molecular function: lysophosphatidylethanolamine acyltransferase activity. NCBI's taxonomy places the organism in Eukaryota, Viridiplantae, Streptophyta, Magnoliopsida, Malpighiales, Euphorbiaceae. Gene Ontology annotation, cellular component: endoplasmic reticulum. The record is from RefSeq and is a predicted model, not a curated record. Gene Ontology annotation, biological process: phospholipid metabolic process.